Stylonychia lemnae is the source of this 2583-nucleotide messenger RNA. The record is from the annotation of a GenBank genome assembly. Lineage: Eukaryota; Ciliophora; Spirotrichea; Sporadotrichida; Oxytrichidae.
AUGAAUACUCUGAAUCAAAUGACAGAGACAAUUCAGAACUCUAUAACAAACAUGAUAUCUAAACUCAAACCAAUGCGGCAUUCAAACAGCAUGAAUGACCUUUAAAAUUCAGCCAAUCUAAACUAAGCUCAUAUGAGGAUGCAGGCGCCUCGAAAUCAAUACAAACACCAGUAAAACCCUGGCCAUUCUUUCCAAUUAAAUCAACCACCCUAAUAAUUAAGACAAGCUGGCAUUGCUUAGUCAUAAGCACUUUAAGAUCGACCCUACAUGAUGUUUGUCUAUUCUUAAAAGUUUUAAAUCCAAGGCUAGGGUGAGUACGAAAUCAAGAUAACCAAUGUUAUCAAUCCUUAUACUAUGAAGGCAACUCCAUUGCAGCCAAGUUUGAUAGACCCUAUGUUUAUGAUGACUUAAGGGAUAGGAAAUAGUAAGAAAGCCUUAGGAAUUUCAUAAGAGUAAAUUCCGCAAAUCAUCAUGCAAUAAAAUAAUAUUCAAGAUAGAAGACUCUAAACUUAACAAACUGAACGUGAACACUAUACUAGUCGGGGCAGGGCAUAGAGAUUCGGAGAUGGAUUUCCUACGCAUGGAGUCAAAAGCGGUGCGAACACAAAUAGACAACUUAAAAACAAUCAUACUCCUAACAGGGGAGGCUUCGGAAGAAAUAAGUUAUCCGGAGGAGCUGGUGUUAGAAUGCUGGCUUGCAAUAGCUAUUACAAGAAAAUUGUCUAGAGUAAUUAAGAUAAAAAAACUAUUCAAGCAAUCAAUUAGGGUUAUAACUAAAAUUUUGGGAUUCAUCAGCAACAGCAAAUGAUCCCAGUUGAGCAAUACUCUCUUGAACAGAAAAUAUAAAAAAGACAAUAAAUUGCAGCAAGUCUCAUUAAGAAAUGGUUGAAUAACUAAGUUCGUAAAACUUUCUAAGUGAUUAAAAAAGAUUCAUGGACUCAUUUUAAACACAGACAACAGUAGAAUAUGAAGAAAAGUGUUUAGCUCAUCAAAUUGAUUGGAUUGAUCCAGGAUAAAUUAAAGACUCACAAAUUUUAAUCAUUCAGUAAAAUAAAGGAACAUUAACUAUCCAUUAUACAUGAGAAAUCAAAUGCUCAAGAUUCUCAUUCAUCGCAAGGAAACUCCAAGAACGUGUCUAGCAUCAAGGGUACUAGUAAUCCUCAGGAUAAUCACAUUUCUAGACAGCCAACAACAGCCAGUCAAUCAUUUGCUGUCCAAUAAUAGCCAAAAAUAUCCUAAGCUAAGUAAAAAGCAAUUAAAAUACUUGCUUUUCAUUUGGAUCAGAAACUGCUUGAUCAUAAACUAGCCUUUUGGCUUCCAUUUAGAGCCCAUAAUUAGAAGACUAAUGCUUAUAUUUAAGAACUUCAAAUUGAUUUUGGCUAGAAGCCGUUUGAUAGGUAGUAACUGGAGGAAGAACUUGCUUCUAGAUUUAACAAAAUAGAGAUUAAGAAGAUUGAUUCAGCACCCAUUGACAGUCAAAACUCACAGAUCGAUGCUUAAAAGACUUAAGGUAGAAAAUUAUUUUUCAACAAUAUGGAUGAAACAGUUGAAUUUACUGACCCAAUAAAGCUGAUGGAGAAAAAUUUAGCGAACGUUUCAGCUAUUUAACCCUUCAUGAUUUAGCAUUCUAGAAAUGAGGAUACUUUUAUUUAGGAAUUAAAUUGUUUGAACACUAACAGGUCAAGACUGUCGAAACUAUCAAUUGAUAAGCAGUCAAAGAGAACUUUCAAUGACUCCAAAGAAUUCUCACCAUUGUUUAAGAAUGAUGAUUAGUUGUAUCUUAGUUCUCCAGGAGGGCAGAAUAGACCUCACAACAAUCUCGAUAAUUCAAGCUUUCUUAUUACUGAAGAUGACAUCAAAACCAUUAGAAUUGAGAAUAACAUAGGCAAUCUUAAUAAAGACAUUAAGAAGGUAAAUGAUUAAAUAGAAUAGAUAAAGCAUAUGCUUUUUACCUAGAACCAAAUACCAAUGAAUCCUUAAGUAACCUCUGAAAACAAUGAGAGUUGGAUGGAUGAAUCAGUAGUCAGUGAUUUUGAAGUUCCUCCUAUCGGUUCAGCUCAAAUUCUAAAUCCAAAGAAAAGGUAAUUGGUACCUGUUAGUAAGAUAAAUAAAAAUUUCAGAACAGAGCAAGAAAUGAUAGAACACUAUGAAUUAAAAGCACUUGAUUUGGCAGAUGGGGAUUUGAAUCUAUAUUAAUAGAUCUAAACCCCAUAGGCUAGAUAGUAGCAAAACCAAUACUAAGGUAAUUACCGAUUUGGUAAUUCAAAUAUCAAAUAAUAACAGCAAUUCCACAGCAACUCAGGUAGCAAAAUGCAAUACAAUAACAACAGUGCUAAUGAAAUCGGCUAUGAAGAGUUCAAAGAUCAGAUUGGUAACCUAUAGAUCGGUGUAGAGGGUCUAUAAAAGCAGAUAAGCUAGAACGCUCGGCUAUCAAACAGAGGCAGAUCAGAUUCCCUGAAGAAAAAUAUAAGGAAGUAUGAGUAGAAUCGUAAGAGAAAUCUAAAUGAUUCAAGAGAGAACGACUUCGAGGGAUUUGACGAUGAAGACGACAUAUCAGUUGUCAAGUUCGACAACAUAGAGUGA